CCUCUUCCACUUUUUUCAGUUUUCCAUAUACAUGAACCUCUCCAGUGCUAGUUUUGUGCAAGAUGAUUACAUUGUUUGAAUAUAAAGAGAGGUGAAGAAUGGUUCGUCAAGCUGAUUUAGUUAUCAUUUGUGUCUCUGUUGGUGUGGCCCUUGGAGUUUUGAUAGCUUGCCUCAUAUGUUUUGGCAUAAGGUGGUACAAGAAGAGUGUACAUCUUAGACGAUCUGCAAAUGAGCCUAGUUUAACAACUCUUCCAAUACGAACAAAUGGAUUGGGAACAAGCACUGAAUUCAGUGCUUCUCUUACCAGUUCCAUAGCCACUUCAAGGUCAGGAAAUCUACAAAAAAAUUCCCAUUCAACUUGGUGGAAUCAUCAAAAUAAAGAUAAACUUGCUUCACCAUCAGGCAUUCUAAAGUACUCCUACAAAGAAAUUCAAAAGGCCACACAAAAUUUCACAAAUACAUUGGGACAAGGUUCAUUUGGCACAGUUUAUAAAGCCACAAUGCCUACAGGAGAGGUGGUAGCUGUGAAGAUGCUUUCGCCCAAUUCCAAACAAGGGGAGAAAGAAUUCCAAACAGAGGUGCUUCUGCUAGGAAGAUUGCAUCAUCGGAAUCUUGUGAAUUUGGUAGGAUACAGCAUAGAUAAAGGACAGCGUAUAUUGGUUUAUGACUUCAUGAGUAAUGGAAGCUUAGCAAACCUUUUAUAUGGUGAAGAAAAGGAAUUGAGUUGGGAUGAAAGGUUGCAGAUUGCUGCUGAUAUUUCACAUGGAAUAGAAUACCUUCAUGAAGGAGCAGUCCCACCCGUCAUACAUCGCGAUUUGAAAUCUGCCAACAUAUUGCUAGAUCACUCAAUGAGAGCUAAGGUUUCUGAUUUUGGGCUUUCAAAGGAGGAGAUCUUUGAUGACCAUAAUUCUGGCCUUAAAGGUACAUAUGGUUACAUGGACCCAGCAUACAUUUCCACAAGCAAGUUCACCAUGAAGAGUGACAUUUACAGUUUUGGUAUAAUAAUUUUUGAGCUCAUCACUGCCAUUCACCCACAUCAAAAUUUGAUGGAAUAUAUCAACCUUGCUGCAAUGGAUCAUGAUGGUAUAGAUGGGAUACUUGACAAGCAACUUGUGGGAAAAUGCAACCUUGAAGAAGUGAGGCAGCUUGCUAAAAUUGCACACAAAUGUUUGCACAAAUCACCUCUGAAACGCCCCUCUAUAGGUGAGGUUUCACAGGGUAUAUUGAGGAUAAAGCAAAGGAGCACUGUGAAAGAAGACACCAUGUCAUUUGCAAGCAAUGACUUCUCCCUAACUGUGAGUCAAAUAGAGGAUCAACAGGUUGAGAUAAGUAGAAUAGCCACCAUGAACCUUAGAGAAACUCGGUGA
Molecule: messenger RNA, 1367 nt
Organism: Gastrolobium bilobum
Lineage: Eukaryota; Viridiplantae; Streptophyta; Magnoliopsida; Fabales; Fabaceae
Product: calcium/calmodulin-regulated receptor-like kinase 2
Exons: 8
Coding region: 99-1367 (422 amino acids)
Biological process (GO): protein phosphorylation
Molecular function (GO): protein kinase activity; ATP binding
Source: RefSeq, a predicted model, not a curated record